CUUUUUUUUCUCUUAUCAUUAUUGUAAUCCUUCAUUUAUUUUAUAAUGAUGGCAUAUAUAAUGACAACAUGGAGAAGGCUUACCUUUCUUGCUAUUUUAUUGACAUUGUAUAUCAUUAGAGUAUCAGCUAGGCAAGUUUAUUGGCCAAAUUCUCUUUCUCAAUAUAUAACUAUUGAUAACAAAAAUGUAGAAAUUAACGAUUGUAGUGACUCCUCAUUUGUGCUAGAAAUUGAUCAUAUUGAUAUAAAGCCUGAUCUUGUUGUUCCAGGAGGUGACGUAAUCAUUCAAGCUAAUGGAACUUUAAGUACACCUGUUUUACCUGGAGCUAUGGCUGAUGUGGCAGUUAAAUUAGGAGCAAUUAGAUUAUUGCACAAAUCUUUUGAUAUUUGUAAGGAAUUGGAGGAUAAUAAAGACAAGGUAGAACUACAAUGCCCUAUUCAAGAUGGAUACCUAACUGUUACUCAAAAAAUCACAUUACCCAAGGAAAUCCCUAGAGGAAAAUUUAGUGUUCUCAUAAAUGCAUAUACGUCAAAUGAUGAAGAUUUGGCAUGUCUACGGAUAUCUAUUGACUUUCGCAGACGUAGAAAACUUUGGCAGAUUAGCUAUUAAAUUUUAUUUACUUAGUAAAGUUCAAUGUAAUAAAAAGCACAUUUUAUCCAGUUUAUACACA
Cokeromyces recurvatus is the source of this 670-nucleotide messenger RNA. Its product is annotated as ML domain-containing protein. The transcript is spliced from 4 exons. Gene Ontology annotation, molecular function: sterol binding. Gene Ontology annotation, biological process: sterol transport. The record is from RefSeq and is a predicted model, not a curated record. Bases 46 to 609 code for a protein of 187 amino acids. NCBI's taxonomy places the organism in Eukaryota, Fungi, Mucoromycota, Mucoromycetes, Mucorales, Mucoraceae.